GCCAGGAAAACUAAUUCGAAAAUGCAUAUUUUAACAAUGCAUGUAUAGAUGCCAUAGGCAUUGAGCAGAAAGUAAAUUAUGAAUAGCUUCUGACACAAGCCUGUAAAAUAGAAUAGAAAUAGAAAAAAAUAUCUGCUUCUAUGAAUAUACUAUCUCCACAGAGCAUAUAAUUUGUGGAAUAACUGCUACAGAUACCCAGGAGACAAAAAAUUAAAUAAUAGCACAGGAUAAUGGAAUAGAAACAAAUUUCAAUCGUAAAUGACAGGAGCUAACCAAUGCUAGCAGUGUUGAAGACAGGAUAGAAAACCAUUUCAUAAAUUUCUCUGCAGUCUGUAAUGUGUGAAAGUGGAUUUGAAUUUUAAGUAAUUCCUGAAAAUACAAGAAGAUUGGGAGUUUGAUCUGUAUUAUUACAGUGCUAAAUUAAUAGCUUACAAAUAUAUUUCUGGAAACAAUGGAAAGACCAAAACCACGAAAGACAUGCACCAUCGACAGUCUGCCAGACAAAUGUCUCCAGCACGCGUUUUCGUUCCUCCACCAGAGAGAGCUGGGGAAAAUUGCGCGAGUCUGCAAGAAGUGGCGUCUCAUGGCGUACAGCAACCAACUGUGGCAGGUCGUGUCCCUCAGACCGGAGUAUAACGGUCUCCAUGUAAACAGUUUCGAGAACCUUAUUGCGUUGAUAAAUGUACGAUUUGGACCAAGUCUUAGGUACAUCGAAUUGCCGUGUGAGCUCGUGACGUCACCAAUUUUGCACGAACUGUCUAACAAGUGCCCUGCGCUGAAGUAUAUGACUCUAGACUUUUCAAAUGCCAUGCAACUGCAUGAUUUUAAUGAUUUAAAUUCGUUCCCAUGCAAUCUGAAAAGUCUUUGCAUCUGUCUGUCGGAAGUUAUAUUUCUGGAGGGCUUCAUGAGACGAAUCUACAGUUGCCUUUCGUCACUCCAAGUUCUUCAUUUAAUAGGAUCAUUUGAAAAUUCAAGUGAGGGGGACGAAGAUGUAUAUGAGGUGGUAAACAUCGGUAAAAUCAAGUCCCACACGCCGAAUCUCCGCGUUGUGAACAUGUAUGGCAUCACGUUCAUUGAUGACUCGCACAUAGAGUUGCUGACCUCCAACUGUAUCCACCUGGAGUGCCUGGCCUUGAACUUCUGUCUUAGGGUCAAGGGAUCGUCGUUCAAAACCCUUGUACAGAGGUGCAAGAAGCUGAAGACCCUGCUUCUUCAUCACACCGGCGUGGAAGAUGAGUACAUGGUGGCAGUUCCCUGGGAGACGGCGCAGGUGCAUGAACUAGAUCUCACAUCCACGGAGCUCUCCACGGAGUGUUUGGAGAAUGUCCUGCUCCGUAUACCGUUCUUCACCUUCCUGGGUCUAGGCCACUGCGAGUUCUUCACUGACAAAAUUCUUGGCGACAUGGUGGCUAAGGGGAAGUUCCGCCAGCUGCGCGCCAUCGAUAUCAGUUCGACACCCGCGCUAUCGGAGAACACGAUAUACCAGUUCUUGCAAAUGCACGGCCGGAAUCUUCGCGGCUUAGUUUUGUCCGGGAAACCCACACUGACGGAAAACUUUUGGCUGAAUGUGAUUCCCUAUCUUACCAACAUCAGGAUCUGCGUUCUUGGCACGGCUAAUGGCUGGUUUCUGAAGUUGACCACCAAGGUCCAUAUCGACCAGGUGAUAGAGGGGUUCGCUCAAUACUGCCCCUACUUGCUCCGUCUCGAGAUACAGUGGGACCCAGACACCAUCAGAUUUAGCGACAAGAGCAGCAAGUUCGUCGACCACAUCAGACUGAAGUGCCCGUUCCUGAAGUCGUUCACGCUGUCUGACGGCGAAUACUACGAGAUGGUCAAGUCCAACUUCGAGCGGGCUGACCGGGUUAAGGUCGUCAGGACCACAACCUUCUACACCACCAGCAUCAUCAGUCUCGUCUCCUGCUACAACGACCUCCUUUUCAACUAGUUCUUCAAAAUCAUUUCCCUCAACUAGAAACAACUUUCCAUGUACAUGUAGCUAAUUCAAGUUGAAGCCACACCGCUUAAACCAGCCAUAUUUGGGGGCCAAUAAGUGUAAUGGUCUUCAAUAUUACCGGCAACUGGACAAGAAAUGAAUUUUGUUCAGGGCGACAAAGGAUUUCCCGCAUUUCGUCUUUAUCAGCUUGAACCUUUGUUUGUGUGUAUUCAUUUUGUUACGUCACUUCCGGGCUAUGCAUAACGGCAUCGGCCCUUCUGAGAGGUCAAGGUCGUUUUUACUUGUGUGGCCUAGCGCAACACAUGUGGAUCAACAACUCCCAACAUAAUUUUAGUCAGAGUCAAACUUGUCUCCAUAUCAAUCUGCUUGAACCGGUGGGUGCUAGCAACGCCACUGGGCUGGUCAUAUGGGCGGCAGCCACAGUGAGAGAUUAGGUUUGUAAUGUUGCUGAGCACCAGCAAAAUGAAGCCCUUAUGCCGUAUUCAUAAAACUUCUUUUAAGUCAUUUCUUAUUUGAAGUAAUUUUUCUCAAAUUAAAAGAAAAUUGUAGGUGUCCCCGAAAUCGGUUGGUUAUAAAGUUUUCACCAAGACCCAGCAUGUGCCAUUAAUCUUCCAUAAGUAGUGGUUGCAUGGUAUGCAUUUUAUGAAGAUCGGACAUUUUCUAUUAAUAGACAGGAUGCGCUCCCAUGCGUCCAUGUUGCUUGAAUUUCGUUAACGCAUUACUUUCCAAGUUCCUGUCCUUUCUGUUUGUCCGAUGAAUGAGUUCAGAGAAAUAUUCUGAAAGAAAAAAAGUUUUUCCUAGUACAUCUGUUAACUCCAUAAACUCGUUUUUGGGGCAUUGUUAUUUUUAUAGUAUAUCUUCCUCGUAGUUUGAUAUAAACUUGAGGUCUACGUAUUCCAUUUGAUUAAAAAACAACAACGUAAAUGUAAGAAAAUAGUUGCUAUGUACAGAGUACGUGUAUUUUAAGGUUGCCAUGUCAACAAAACAUAUAUUCUGUGGUGUUAAAUUGUUUUUCUUGGCAAAAAGGUUGUAAUGUGCAGAAUCUAUUCCAUAUUUUAAUGCAUCGAAACUGGAGCUUUUUGUACAAUUAAGGAGAUCCAGCACAAGGUAAUAGAAAAUUCGGCAGCCAUUUUUUAAAAUGGCCGCCAUUCGGCCAUUUUGAUAGAUCCAUACAAAAUGAGCCCAGCUGAAUAUGUAAUGAAUAGCUUCAACAACACGUGUUCCAAGUGUCGUGUUUUUCUCAUUUUCUGAAAAUUAUGAGAUAUUUUGACUGGACUUAAGCCACACAUAGACGACAGUUUCAGUCAGAGAUAGUGAAAACAACUUAUAAUAAUUAUGUAUAUAUGAAAAGAAGGUUUCUAUGACAGUUUUCGACCCUUGCCAAAAGGUGAUAGGACAAGGAAUGGGCACAUACAUGCAUUUGCUUGCUGUGAGAAGAUGCACAAACACCAAUUCUAACGUAUAUUGCCACCUAUGCACAUUCCAAAAAACUCACGCAAGAGGCAUUGCAGUCAGAUCAAGACAAUGUAGUGUUUGAAAUACAAGUAACAUUACUGUUAUUUUUCGUUAGAAAAUAAAGUUUGGUUUCAUUGUUAUGCAGGUCAGUCGUUAAGUUCCAGGAGUGGCCUUGCGAAAAUAUAAUCAAAAGAAAUAUUCAUAUAAAAGUUCCUCCUGUAAUAAAUGUACUCUAAUGGCUUAAAUCUGUAUCGAACUUGUAAACGGUAUUUAAUCUGUUUGAUAUUUCACGUUACAUGAAUGAACUUAUUUAUAGUAUUUAUUGAUAAAGAAUUUUAUUUAUAUCAUUACCAAAGGAUUGUUUGAAAAAAUAAAUUCAAAAUCCA
Mya arenaria is the source of this 3795-nucleotide messenger RNA. Its product is annotated as F-box/LRR-repeat protein 7-like. Gene Ontology annotation, biological process: positive regulation of protein ubiquitination; SCF-dependent proteasomal ubiquitin-dependent protein catabolic process. NCBI's taxonomy places the organism in Eukaryota, Metazoa, Mollusca, Bivalvia, Myida, Myidae. The record is from RefSeq and is a predicted model, not a curated record. The transcript has 7 exons. Gene Ontology annotation, molecular function: protein binding. The coding region runs from base 452 to 1945 and encodes 497 amino acids. Gene Ontology annotation, cellular component: SCF ubiquitin ligase complex.